AUGCGCCUCGCCCUCAUCUCCCUGUUGCUCAUCCCCGGCGUGUUCUCAAAGCUCGGCUGGGACGGAAUUCAGGCAGUCACCGUAUCCGGCUUCGAGUGUCUGAAGAAAAACGGAUACGAGUUUUUGAUUGCCCGCGUUGGCCGUUCGAACCAACUUAUUGACGAGGUCGGCAUUCAGAAUAUCAUUAAUGCGCGGAAAGCCGGCUGGACUGACGUCGACGGCUACAUCUACCCGUGCACGUCAUCGAGCUGUUCAAGCGGCGCCGUCCAAGUCGAGAAGGUCAUCAACGAGCUGAAGGCGAAGGGCGCCAAGGUCGGUCGUCUCUGGAUGGACAUCGAGGGGACAUGGCCGAAGGACACGAAGCACAACCAGGAAUUUAUCGAGGGAAUGUUGACACAGGCUACGAAAAUGGGCGUAGAAGUGGGAAUGUAUGCCGCGCACUACGACUAUCCGGAAAUCACCGGAAACUGGGCCGGCGCCGCGAAAUACCCCCUCUGGUGGGCCAACUACAACGGGCAGGCCAACCUGGACCACUUUGUGGCCUUUGGCGGCUGGUCGAAGCCGACGAUCCACCAGUACAAGGGCACCACGGCGGGCCCGUGCGGCGUCAGCAUGGACCUGAAUUACAAGGCU
Messenger RNA from Mesorhabditis spiculigera, 633 nucleotides. NCBI's taxonomy places the organism in Eukaryota, Metazoa, Nematoda, Chromadorea, Rhabditida, Rhabditidae. The record is from the annotation of a GenBank genome assembly.